AUAAUUUUAAAGUGCGCAUGCGUUUUGCUGCUAAUUUGUCGCCGACAGGCACCCGCGAACGCACUUAUUAUCUCAAUGAAUCCAUUAAAGCUGAUACAUUUAGUCUUCAGAACAACAGUAAUAAUUAUUUAUGAAACUAUCGAUAAAUUGUCAAGAGCUUCGUAAACGUUAAUUGUAGAAAAGUAUUCCUUAUUUCGAAAAAUCUAUUUCAAAUUUGUCCUAUUUAUUUUCGAGCAGUGUAUCAAAAAUAAUGUUGAGCAGUAUAACACACGCUGUUAUGCGCUUGCGUCCGGCUGCAAGGUCUCGAUGCGCAGUGGGAAAAAUGGAACAUUUUUUCAUAACGUACUUCACGGCAAGUGACUAUACUGAUUGUUGUAUAAACCUAUAUACUGUGCACUCGAUACGCAUCGUAUCCGCCAUGUUUUCCCAUAAGGCGCUACAGUAAAACAUGGCGGAUACGAUGCGUAUCGAGUGCACGUAAUCCGGGCCCAGGAAAAAAUUGAAAGCAAAACGCAACCUGAAAACAAGAAGUAUAAUAUAAAAAUGCUAUUUACAAUUACAAUUCCUUGACAAAAUUAUAGAACAUUUUUACAUAUUGGAGAUUGGAGCCAGUAAUUUAGUUUAAAUUCGAAAUGGAGUCAAAUGAAGAUACAAAAAGUAAACAAAAUGUUUUAAUGUAUGAAAAAGAUGGAGAUUCCCUAACCCUAGAGCAACAUGUUAAUGUUAAUGUACAAAUUAAAUCAGAACUGGAAGAAUGCACGUUUGAAAGUAAUGACACACAGGAUUCUUUACUAGACUCAUAUGGUUCAGACGAUAUUAAAAUAGAAGAACAUAAGUUAGAAUGUAGCCCAUUGAGCCCAUUCCCCCUCAUUACCCAGCAAAGAGUUAAGACAGAAAUCAAAAAAGAACCCAAUGAACAUAAUUUAGUAGUAAAUCAUGGAUGGGAAACUCGAUUUAAAACUUGCAAUAUAGAAGAAUUAGACUCUGACAAAGAUGUAAAUUUACAGAUAGCAGCUUCAACUGAGAUUCAUCAUGAAAAACCUUAUAGAAGUAUGAAAAAAUCAAAAUUAUUGUCCAACAUUGGCAAAGAAAGUUUACAUCAGACGGACAUUAAAACGAAAUCCGAAAGAUCGGAGAUAACACACAAUGAAGAAAAGCCAUAUAAGUGUGAAAUUUGUUCUAAGGAAUUUACUUACUGGUGCAGGUUGAAAAGUCAUUUAAGGAUACACACUGGUGAAAAACCUUACAGGUGUGAAAUUUGUUUUAAGCAAUUUAGUGAAGACGGAAAUUUAAAAAGGCAUUUAAGAGUACACACUGUAGAAGAGCCUUACAAGUGUAAAAUUUGUUUUAAUCAAUUUACAGAAAAAGGAGCUUUGAAAAAUCAUUUGAGAGUGCACACUGGAGAAAAGCCUUACAAGUGCGAAAUUUGUUCCAGGAAAUUUACUCACGACGGAAAUUUGAAACAGCACUUAAGGCUACACACUGGUGAAAAGCCUUACAAAUGCCAAAUUUGUUCUAAGGAAUUUAGUAAAGAUGGAAAUUUGAAGCAGCAUUUAAGGAUACACACUGGUGAAAAACCUUACAAGUGUGAAAUUUGUUCUAAGAAAUUUAGUAAAGAUGGACAUUUAAAGCAGCAUUUAAGGAUACACACUGGUGAAAAACCUUACAAGUGUGAAAUUUGUUCUAAGGAAUUUAAUCAAGGUGGGGCUUUGAAAAAUCAUUUAAGAAUACACACUGGUGAAAAACCUUACAAGUGCCAAAUUUGUUUUAAGCAAUUUAGUCGAGGAGGGGCUUUAAAAAAUCAUUUAAGAAUACACACUGGUGAAAAACCUUACAGGUGUGAAAUUUGUUUUAAGCAAUUUAGUGAAGACAGAAAUUUAAAAAAGCAUUUAAGAGUACACACUGUAGAAAAGCCUUACAAGUGUGAAAUUUGUUUUAAGCAAUUUACAGAAAAAGGAGCUUUGAAAAAUCAUUUGAGAGUGCACACUGGAGAAAAGCCUUACAAGUGUGAAAUUUGUUCUAAGGAAUUUAGUAAAGAUGAACAUUUGAAGCAGCAUUUAAGAAUACACACUGGUGAAAAGCCUUACAAGUGCAAAAUUUGUUUUAAGCAAUUUAAUCAAGGUGGGGUUUUGAAAAAUCAUUUAAGAAUACACACUGGUGAAAAGCCUUACAAGUGCAAAAUUUGUUUUAAGCAAUUUAAUCAAGGUGGGGCUUUGAAAAAUCAUUUAAGAAUACACACUGGUGAAAAGCCUUACAGGUGUCAAAUCUGUUUUAAGACAUUUAAUGAAGCAGGAACUUUGAAAAGACAUUUGAGAGUGCACACUGGUGAAAAGCCUUACAAGUGUGAAAUUUGUUCUAAGAAAUUUACUCGAUAUGGACAUUUGAAAAUUCAUUUAAGAAUACAUUCUGGCAAAUAAUCUAUUGGCUGUGAGUUUCGACGGUAGCGCUCUCUCGCGGUUUGAAACUUGUACUUUUCUUAUAAAAUUGGUGUAUGUGAAAUACAGUCGAACCCGCUUAUUAGAGUACCGGUUAUAGGAAUAUCCCGGUUUAUGUAAUAUAAAUUCGAGGUCCCAAAACGUUUCCAUUUACCCUUUAAUAAAUUUAUCCGUUUAUUGUAAUAUGGUUUAGUAACCUAAUACCGCUUUUUAGAAUAAAUUUUUCAAGUCAACAAAUAACUUUUUACGUACAAUUUCCUAGAAAUUUUAAAUUUGGCUGAUCUAAUGGUUUGAUUGCCGUUUUGUAUAUUAUUACGGUUUCUCAGGUACCUACCUAAUAAACACUUUAUUACUGUGUUAGGAUGAGUAAACGCUUCUCUCCCACAGAAAAUUCAAUCGUAUGCCGACAAGGUCAUAAAAUAAUUUCAUUUGUCUACAAAUUUCUAUAGGUACAUUGCCACACACUUGGAUGUUUUUAAAAACAGCAUUUUUAUAUAAGAUUAUUUAUUACCAAUAGUUGAUUGUUUGUUUGGAGGUCUUUUCUAAAACCCAAUUCCAAUUUAUUAGGUCUGGAUCCCGCGUAUAAAAAAAAGUUAUUUAAUAGCAAGCUGAAAAUUUGUUAAUAGCUUAAGGGUGUCUAGUCGGAUAAACUUUGAUAUAUGGGAACACUGGAACAGGGGCAGUUUUAAUUGUGGAACAGGUUAAAAACUUGGAACGGUCAGACCACGAAAACGGCACAUUUAUUUUGUCCGACAGAACAGACUUAAACUCUCCGAACAGAGAUUAAACUCUCAUGCAAAACUCAGACUGCUAUUUAUCACCUGUCAUAAUUCCUGUCAUUUGACAUAUUCUACAUGUUCCACUCAUUAAAACGCCCAUUUGGUGAUAAAUAGCAGUCUGAUUUUUGCAUGAGAGUUUAAUCUCUGUUCUGAAAGUUUAAGUCUGUUCUGUCGGAAAAAUACAUGUGCCGUUUUCGUGGUCUGACCGUUCAAAAUUUUUAACCUGUUCCACAAUUAAAACUUCCAGUGUUCCCAUAUAUCAAAGUUUGUCCGACUAGACACCCUUAAGCUAUUAACAAAUUUUCAGCUUGCUAUUAAUCAACUUUUUUCAUACGCGGGAUCCUUAUAUAUUGUCUAAUCGUUUCGUAAUGAUUUUUGUAAAUAGAUUAUAAAUUUUUAUUGAUAUAAAUAGACCUAAAACCAUAUGCAUAUACAUAUUGACAUAGUAUGUACUAUUAUAACGUACAUUUUAUAGGUACAUUUAUUUCACCUAGCCACCAAUGAUCGGUUAUUAGAAUAUCCCGCUUAUUAGAAUAUUUUUGCUUGGCACGAAGGCUAUUCUAAUAAGCGGGUUCGACUGUAUACAAAACGAGAAAAAUAGAUAUUUAUCGAGAAAAACACAAAUAAUUAUGAACUGAAAUAUUAUUGGAACCUGAUUACUGAACGAAUACACAGAAUUAAUAGUAAAAGUAAUUAUGUUUUUUUAUUUUAUUCAUUAUAUGUAAUUAUAAUAUUUUUAAUAAACAGUGAGGACGUU
Messenger RNA from Diabrotica virgifera virgifera (western corn rootworm), 3971 nucleotides. RefSeq names its product zinc finger protein 345-like. The coding region runs from base 633 to 2417 and encodes 594 amino acids. The transcript has 2 exons. Gene Ontology annotation, molecular function: RNA polymerase II cis-regulatory region sequence-specific DNA binding; DNA-binding transcription factor activity. NCBI's taxonomy places the organism in Eukaryota, Metazoa, Arthropoda, Insecta, Coleoptera, Chrysomelidae. The record is from RefSeq and is a predicted model, not a curated record. Gene Ontology annotation, biological process: regulation of transcription by RNA polymerase II.